Molecule: messenger RNA, 963 nt
Organism: Culicoides brevitarsis
Lineage: Eukaryota; Metazoa; Arthropoda; Insecta; Diptera; Ceratopogonidae
Product: pickpocket protein 28-like
Exons: 2
Coding region: 1-963 (320 amino acids)
Biological process (GO): sodium ion transmembrane transport
Cellular component (GO): plasma membrane
Molecular function (GO): ligand-gated sodium channel activity
Source: RefSeq, a predicted model, not a curated record
AUGACGGUAGAUGGCGUUUGUUACUCGAUGAACUUAAUUUCGCCUGAAGAGAUGUUUAUUGAAAAGGAUCAUGUUCAGUAUAAUGCUAAAGGAGUUCAAAUGAAAGGAUGGAAAAAUGGAUUCGAGAGUUAUGUUGAUAAAGAGACUUAUCCAGCUCGAGAAUUAUCAAAUGAAGGGAUGAAAAUUCGACUUCGGAUGAAUUUAAAGGAUUUACCAAACUCUAAAGAAAAUUUUUUGAACUUAAUUUAUGGAUUGCAUGGUUUUUACAUCAUCGUUGGAAAUCCUCAAGAUUAUCCUCGUUCAAAAGAAAAUCGAGUUUUUAUUCCAACGAAUUCUCGUUACACUCUGAAAGUCACUCCAGAAAUGAUUUCAGCUGAUGAAACUUUGAAAAAAUAUCCUCUGAAGAAACGUGGUUGUCUAAUACAAGAUUCCGAACUAAACCGCCUUAAAAUUUUCAAGAGAUACUCCUUGAGCAAUUGCUUCUUGGAAUGCUCUGCCAAAUUCUCGAUCAAAAGAUGCAAUUGUUAUCAAUUUUUUAUGCCAGGUUACACGAACGAAACUUGUGGUUCAGAUCCUUAUCACAACUCAUUUUGUUAUGAAAGCGCGGCAAAUGCUGAAAUCGAAAGAUCCAUGAUCGAAGUUCAAAAUCAAAACUUCAGCAAUUAUUGCAAUUGUACGCCGGCAUGUUCGUCUCUUGCUUAUACAGUUUUUCCAACAUUUUUGGGUACUUUUAAUAUUUCAGAUGAGACUUUUCAAUUCAGUGAUGUUACAAUAAGAUUUGCAUCUUCGGAGUUUAUUCCGAAAAUUCGUCGGGAGUCAAGUAGUGACUUGGAUAUGUUGGCAGCAAUUGGAGGAGCGUUGGGAUUUUUUAUUGGAGCUUCAGUCAUUAGCAUAAUUGAGUUCGUUUAUUACUUUUCGAUUAAAAUUUUGGUAGAAAUUGUAUUUGGAAAGGAUAAUAGAUAA